Molecule: messenger RNA, 852 nt
Organism: Poecilia reticulata (guppy)
Lineage: Eukaryota; Metazoa; Chordata; Actinopteri; Cyprinodontiformes; Poeciliidae
Source: RefSeq, a predicted model, not a curated record
AUGCAAAGGAAUUUCCUGCACACGUUUACCGUUUACAGCCUGGUUUCAGUAGGCUGUAAACGAUGUGGUGGUACUGUAGGCGCCAUUUUGACUUGUCCCCUGGAAGUGGUCAAAACCAGGUUGCAGUCGUCUUCCAUCACACUGUACAUCUCUGAAGUCCAGCUCAGCACCGUUAAUGGAACCAGCGUCGCCCGUGUUUCUCCACCGGGACCCCUGCAUUGUCUCAAGCUGAUCUUGGAGAAAGAAGGUCCUCGCUCGCUGUUCAGAGGACUUGGCCCCAACCUUGUGGGAGUGGCACCUUCCAGGGCAAUCUACUUCGGAGCCUAUUCAACAGCCAAGGAGAAGCUGAAUGGCGUUCUGGAGCCAGACUCGACCCAGGUGCACAUGUUGUCCGCCGGGAUGGCAGGGUUCACCGCCAUCACAGCCACCAACCCGAUCUGGCUGAUCAAGACCCGUCUGCAGCUGGACUCCAGGAACCGAGGAGAGCGGCGCAUGAACGCGUUUGAGUGCGUACGGCGGGUGUACCAGGUGGACGGCCUCCGGGGUUUCUACAGGGGGAUGUCGGCCUCGUACGCUGGCAUCUCUGAGACUGUGAUCCACUUUGUGAUCUAUGAAAGUAUCAAACGAAAACUGCUCGAGUCCAAAGUCCACAACAGCAUGGACGAAGAGGACGAGACGUCUAAGGAUGCGUCGGACUUUGUGGGCAUGAUGCUCGCAGCGGCCACAUCAAAGACCUGUGCCACCUCCAUCGCCUAUCCCCAUGGUGGGUUUCGCUUCAUUUUUCACUAUUAUUAUGCUGGGCUGAAAGGGUUAAUCACCAKGAGUCAAUUAUUGUGAUAAUCAUCAACUAAU